Messenger RNA from Macrobrachium nipponense, 3332 nucleotides. RefSeq lists its product as uncharacterized. Lineage: Eukaryota; Metazoa; Arthropoda; Malacostraca; Decapoda; Palaemonidae. The record is from RefSeq and is a predicted model, not a curated record. Gene Ontology annotation, cellular component: membrane.
GUACUACUAUCAGUAUCAGUGUUCAGUCACAAGUGGUAAAGGAAGGUCGUGUAUUUCCAGGCUUCCAGACUGUAAAGUAGGAUAUUUGUUCGAUUACGAACUAUUAAGCGUGAUUCUGAUAUACUUCUUCAUCGAUGGGGACAUAUGGAAUGAAGCUCCGGGGACCGAACGAGGGAGGAGGUGAAGACGACGGCGAAGAAGUGAGGGAUUCCGCCGAGGAUGCUCUGAUGCCCUUCUUCACACCUCAGCAUCAGCGGAGAAGUCCUUCGCAAUCCUACUUCAGUAUUAAUACGUCUCAGGACUCUCUGGAUGUGUACCACGACGCGUAUUCGACCCUCACGCGCCCCCGAGCCAAUGUGAUCGGUCAAAGAAAACGUCACGUCAGCCUAGGCGCUGGUGCCAUAGAAAAUGGUCACAUGAUGGAGGAUGAUUUUAUGGAUGACAUCGCUGAAACGACUGAAAUGCUGCCCAAGGAACCGGGGUCCGGCAGGGUUCGUCACGCCAGUUGCAGCACCGUCAACAACCGCUUCAGGAGCAGUGGUGGGCCUCCAGCAUUUUCGGGAAGCAGCCCUUGCCACAUAGGAAGGUUGUCCCUCUCGACGAAUUCUAUCAGACGGAAGAUGAUGGAAAGCAGCGACCCUGGCGACAAGGCGCAGAAAACGGGAUCCGCGAUGAAAAUGGGAUCCUUGCAGAAAAUGGGUAACUACAGGGGUAACGGCGUUGUUAUCGGUUACGUCCCAUGCGCCGAGAUGCCCGAAGUCGCGGAAAAUGUCAGUGCCGAAAACGAACCCGUUUCGAGAGAUAACCGCGUCGAAAGGCCUCCCAUAAACGAAGCCUGGAUGAAGAAUUAUGUGGUCAGUGUCGAAACUGAGAAGAUGCUCGGGAACAAUAAUGUGGAGGACUUGUCGUCCCACGAAAUACAAUUGUGUCCUCAAAGGAUAGAGCAGCCCGGUGACGGCGCUGGACAGAUGUAUUCCUUCAAGCCGCUUUCAAAGUCAGUAACGGUAAGAACACUGCUUGCAAUUAGAAAUGUUGUAGCAAAAUUAAGACAGUGCUUGGAACAAGAACUUGUAUAUCAUUCCCCGCAACCAGAACUGUUGCAGCAAAUUAAGAACAAUGCUUGCAACAAGAACUUUUGGAAGAGAAAGCAGAAUCCCUCUUCUUCUUCUUCUUCUUCUUCGUCGUCGUCGUCGUCGUCGUCGUCGUCGUCGUCGUCGUCGUCGUCUUCUUCGUCUUCCAUAGCCACCAAAAUAUCUCGAGUUGGAAGAGAAAUCAGAAAAAAAGAAAACGGGAAAUGGGACUACUACUACUACCACCACCAUUUGUCCUCCUCCUCCUCCUCUUAUUCUUCUUCUGUCAUUGCUACCAAAACAUCUCGUCUUGGAAGAAAAAUAAGAAAAAAGAAAACAGGAAAUGGGUUCGUCAGUCAGUCAGACGAGGAUGAAAUGAGAGAAUCCAUACAACGAGAGAAGGCCUCCUCUUUGGAAAUUACAGCUCAAGAUGCCUCGACCCCCCCUUCCCCCCACCCUCCGCCGGACAUCUCCUCCUCCUCCUCCACCACACCCCGGCCCUCGGUGGUGGUUGCCAUGGAAACCAUCGUCGGGUAUCAUAACGGCUCUUCGGAAUAUGAAGUCCAGUUUUAUGAUGUCCAGGUCCAACCACGACGCGUAGGAUGGCAAAGGUUUAAGGAUGAGUUCAAAACCGAAAAUCUAAGACUUCACCAUAAAACUCCACACCUCUUUGUCUCGUCACAGUGGCAACAGCACAAUCGAAUGUCAUGCCUGUAUUUAGGCUAUCGACUCUUCUGGGCGAUCUACUUCACCAUGUGGGCUGUGUGGGCGUGGAUUGGCUCAAUGGGUUACAAUGCAGAUAUUUCACAAAAGUUUUAUUUCUUAAUUUAUACUACGAACUGGGGGAUCUGGACUUUAGCUGUAGACACUACCUUACAAGCUGUCAAUGUUAUUAGACAUUUUAAGAAGAUCUCGGAAGAAGGUGAUGCAAUUUAUCCCUCCAUGCCUCGUCUGUUCAAAGUCUCCUGGGUCCUGUCCAACAUUACAGGAGCACUGCAUAUCUUCAUUACCCUAGCAUAUUGGAUUACAGUUUACCCAUUUCGAAGUGAUGAGAAGUUGACUGAAAUUGGGGUCAACACCCACAUUAUGCCAGGGGUCUACGUGCUCACUGAUGUAAUGGUGUCAGCCACUCCAAGACGAUUACUCCACGCGUAUCACCCAUCGAUCUUCCUUACCACAUACACUCUCUUCAACUUGAUAUACUUUCUAUGUGGUGGCACAGAUUACUUGGGAAGACCAGCAUUGUAUCCAGUAUUAGACUGGACUCGGCCAGGAAGUACAGUAGGAAUUAUAACAACGGUAUUAAUAAUAGUAAUCCCCUUAUUACAUGGCUGCAUCUGUGGUCUCUAUGCAGCAAGGCUCAAAGCAUGGCGUAUAAUGAAAAUUUCAAGGUAUGUGCGUGAGGAAGAUGAGGCUGACCAAGUGGAACAAGGUGCUCAGGAACAAAAGGUUUAAUGUCAUGCAAGUGGAUAAUCGGUGAAUCGGUUAUUUGUAGUCGAUCAGUAACACUGAAGGGAAUUGAAAACUCUUCUGUGGGAUAUCUACCAGUUCCUUUGGUUUCUUGUAGACUGGUGUUUUGAUAGGUUGCAAAAUAUCAGCCUGUAGCACAAAAUAUUUGUAAUUAAAUAAUUUUUGUAUAUAUUGUACAAUAGUUCUUGUUCAACAUAAUUAAGAUGGCAGGUCAGUUACAUUUAGCUGUGCAAAAGAGCUCAGUUCAAUGUGAGUGUUUUUGUUACAAAUGGCAUGGUAAAAAAAAGAAUCUGUGAUGUUAUAAAGCUUAAAAGUUACCUGUACUGUAGUGUGUAUGUUGUUUGUACAGUAAAUAUAAGACCCUUGUGUGUAUCUAGUAAUUAGUGUAUUAUAUGUGUGGUAAUUGUAGUAAUUGUACAGGUGGAAAAGAUAAAAAAUUUCCUCCUUUUGGGCCAUUAAGUAAUAGAGACCAAAGAUUAUAAAUGCAAUUAAUGAUCUGCAUAUAGAAUAUUUAUAUUUUUACAUUUAAUGUAAGUCCCUUUGCUAAUUGUAGUGAAACUGUGCUUUGUAAUUGAACAGUUUCUUCAGCAGCACGGUGCAGUAUUUUAAAAUGAAACUGUGAUUCAGCUUAUGUAACAUUGAUGGUAUUAAAAAAAUUGAAUGUCAUGCACAAAAAUCAAUAUUUAAAAUUUAAAUUUGUAUGAUACAAACUUUCUAAAUUUUGAGCACCACGAUAUAAAUAUGGAAUAGUGUACAGGUGUAAGAUUUAGCAAAGUAUAUGUUUUUCCUGAU